UUGAUAAGAUCGUACAAUACAUUAUGUUAUUAAAUUUUUACAAAAUUACUUGUACUAUAGUCUUGAUGUUUGUGCUGUAUAAAUUUACAAGGGUUGGACAACUUAGGAAGUGAAUUGGUUGAUCUAAUUUUAACAAAAAUUUGGACUCAAAAAUUUAUUUUUAGAUUGAUGUUCAUUAAGUUGGUCAAAUGUCAGACAUCAAUAUUUAAGUUGAGGACAUAUGUAGAUAUUUGCCACACUACUUGGAUGAUGAUAAUGAUAUUCUUGAUGAUGAUUUUAAUGAAGGGCUUGAUGAAUUCUCCCAUAAUGAUCGGGGUUUAUUGAAAUUUUAAAAAAUAGCAUAUAAGUUCAUAUUUUUUAUAUUUAUUUUAUAUUGUCAGUAGAAUUUUACAAUCCUUGAUCUGAUCCUGUGAUCCGGUCCUGCCAAUCCUCUUUGUGAUCCCAUGUAGGCUUCUGAUUUUAACAACCUUGGUGUUUAUGAACUUCUUGGAAGUAAAGUGAUUGCAAUUAUUGUUAUUUUUUUAAUAGCAUUUCAAAGAUUCUAUUCACAUAUUUUGCAUGGAAAUGAUUAGUUAUUUGUUUUAGGACUUCAUUCUUGAAGAUGGAUGUGUCCCUUCAAUUGCAGUAGGAAAGCAUACUGUAAUAUUUCCAUUUCUAUUUGAUGUCAAACACGCUCUUGAAGACAAGGACUCAAAUGGAUAAACAUAAUGACCAGGUUUAAACAGAUGGAUAUUCUAUUUUUUUUUAAUUUUUUUUUUGUUUUUUAUUUUUGUGAGAGAGGGGCCAGCUGUAAAUUGACCAGCUGCCUCUAGGACACCAAGUUUAUCUUCCCCACUGCCAUGUGUUGUCACUUUCCAUUCUAUUGUCACUUCCCUCGGGUCUAGGCAUGGCAAAGCUAGGAAUAAGAUUUUUUGCACCCAUGUUGCAACAAAUUUCAAAGUAGUGAUGGCUCAAGUUGUGAGCACAUCGCAAAGACAAUAUGAUAAUCUUGACAAGUAGGUUUAAUAUGUCUAAAUGUUGGUGGGAUGCCUAAGCAGGCUUUGGUGAUGGACAUGAUUGCUGGCAUAUGUGAGCUAAGUUUGCUAGAGUAACCUCUAGCAUUUGUGUACUUAAGUAACUUUCAUUUGUGUAGUUAAGUAACUUAAGUGUCAAUAGAAGGCCAUAAAUUAUGCCUUGUUAAUUGCUAUUAAUCUAGGUUGUAUAUAUUUUCAUAAAUAGGAGAGGAGAUUUAGCUUACCAUGUAUGGAUUCCUAAAAUUACUCAGUUGGCUUACCAUAUAUAGCCUCCUAAGACCACUGUGUAAUUAGUAUGUAUAGAUUUAAGUUUCCUUGUAUAACUGGCAGUCUUGACUAAAUAAUGAAAGACCUGCUCAAAAGAGAGGAGAAUUUGAACCACUCUAUUAUGGUAUCAGAGCUAUUCUCUAAGAAAUGUCAGUCCUAGUUUUCUCAGUCAUAGCCUCAAUACUUAUGGAGAAGUUAGAUAAUGUUUCUGUCAGAUUCACUGGCAAAAAUUAUGCUGCUUGGGAGUUUCAAUUGGAGACUUUUCUCAAGGGUAAAGAGCUGUGGGGACAUAUAGACGGCAGCAGCAAAGGGGGAUCUACUGCGGAAAGGUCUGUGGCCGACACGCAGCUUGGGAUGCCAAAGAUAAUCAAAUCAUGUUCUGGAUUCUUGGUUCUAUGGAGCCACAUCUGAUUCUCUGUGUCCUCAUAGAUCUGCAAAGGCUAUGUAGAAUUAUCUCAAGCAAGUCUAUAACCAAGACAACAAUGCUAGGCACUUCCAGCUUGAGUUGGCCAUUGCUAACUAUACUCAAGGGGAUCUAUCAGUUCAAGACUACUAUGGUUUUCUGAAUUUUUGGAAUGAUUAUUCCGACCUUGUUACAGCCACGGUCUCUGCAGAAGGAUUGGAGGCAGGAUUGGCGACAGUACAACACGUACAGAAAACCAGCCAAAGAGACCAAUUUCUAAUGAAAUUGAAGCCUGACUUUGAAUCUAUUCGUGCCUCUCUAGUAAAUAGAGAUCCUGUUCUGACUUUGGAGGCCUGUCUUAGUGAACUCUUGUAUGAGGAACAACGCCUCAAUACUCAAAAUAUUAUGGAGCAGUCUCGUGUUGCUUCUAAUACUGUCUCAGUUGCCUAUGUUGCUCAUGGCAAGGGGAAGGGUCUUGCCAUGAGCACCACACAGUGCUACAGUUGCAAGAAAUAUUGCCAUAUUGCCCCCAACUGUCCUCAGAAAUUUUGUAAUUACUGCAAGCAGCCAGGGCACAUUAUUAGGGACUGUAAUAUUCGUCCUUCAUGCUCCAACAAGGUCUAUCAUGCUGUUGUUACUGGUGACUUAGAGCCAGCUAUGCCUGCUGCUACUGCUGCAACUUCUGCUGUUGCUUUACAGCCUCCAGAACCUUUUCUAACUCGAGAAAUGGUGCAAGAAAUGGUUGAGUGCAUUUUCAGCAUUGGGUCUUCAAGGAUCAGAUGUUAGGGUAGUUGAUAGCGAAGGGGCCUAAGCAUGGACGUCUCUUUUCUCUACAACUACCUGCUCCACGAAGCUUACCUUUUUCUCUGUACUGUCUUUACUUUGUAAUAAGUCUAGUGUCAAAUGAAGUCUGGCAUAAGCGCCUUGGUCAUCCUAAUUCUAGGGUUCUAUCUUAUUUGUUGAAAUCUGGUCUAUUGAAUAAUAAAGAGCAUUCUUCUCCCAA
Messenger RNA from Malania oleifera, 2686 nucleotides. RefSeq lists its product as uncharacterized. The transcript is spliced from 2 exons. Lineage: Eukaryota; Viridiplantae; Streptophyta; Magnoliopsida; Santalales; Ximeniaceae. Gene Ontology annotation, molecular function: nucleic acid binding; zinc ion binding. The record is from RefSeq and is a predicted model, not a curated record. Bases 1963 to 2469 code for a protein of 168 amino acids.